AUGACCCCCCUGUACAACGGAGUUGCUGGACGCUUUGAGGCCGAGGUGUCCGACUUGGCUGUUUUUGGCCAAGUACCCAAAGAACUCGAUGGGACCUUUUACCGCAUCAUGGUCGACCCGUUUUAUCCGCUGCAAGAAGACAACCCUCCCAUCGAAGGCGACGGUAAUAUCUGUGCAUUCCGUAUUCACGAUGGACGUGUCGACAUGAAGACUCGGUACGUCGACACAGAGCGGCUACUCCUUGAACGUCAAGCAAACAAACGACUUUUCGGCUUAUAUCGCAACCCUUUUUCGCAUCACCCGUGUGUACGAGCUGCUGUCGACUCAACCGCGAAUACGAACCUUAUCUUCUGGGCUGGGAAGCUCCUCGCUCUCAAGGAGUCAGCCAUGCCUUAUGCCGUUGAUCCCGACACCCUGGAGACCCUUGAAUACGAUCCCUUCAACUGCCCCGGCAAGACUUUUACCGCCCAUCCCAAACAUGAUCCCCUUAGGGAUGAGCUGGUCUGUUUCGGAAGUGAGGCAAAAGGACUUGGUACGGAUGAUGUCGUCAUUUAUGCCCUCAACCGUCAAGGUCAGGUUCACCAUGAGACAUGGGUCAAGUCACCCUGGGCGGCAUUUAUACACGACUGUGCCAUCACUGCAAAUUACAUCAUUCUUAUUCUUUGGCCAUUUGAGGCAGACGUGAAUCGCAUGAAGAAUGGAGGGCAUCAUUGGCAGUACAGUACCAGCAGGCCAGCUACAUUCAUAGUUGUGCCUAGACGGGGUUCUCAGGUGCCUCCGGGUUGGGCUCCAAACGAGUAUCGUGUUUAUCAUGGUGACCAUGCCCUUCUCUUACACACGGCUGGUGCAUGGGACGAGUCAGACGGUACAAAGGUUUACAUUGAAAGCUCGCGAAUGGCUUACAGCCCCUUCCCGAUGUUCGAUCCAAAAGCCCGCGAUCGAAGUCCCAACUUCAAAGCCGACUACGUCCGAUGGGAGAUAGACCUUGCAAAGCCAACCAACAGCAAGGUGUCAGAUCCUCAAGUCAUCCUCGACAUGCCUAGCGAAAUGGUCCGAGUAGACGAGCGGCACUUCACCCGUCCGUACGACCGCCUGUUCUGUCCCGUCAUUGCUCCGAAGCAAAGCCCCCUGCCUCCCAUCCUACCCGUGGCGUUGAAUGCGUACUUGAUGUUCGAAAAGGAGAGCGCAAAAAAGACCAUGUUUGACCCUGGAUCUAACUGCACGGUUGAGGAGCCCAUCUUCAUCCCGCGGUCGGAAGACGCCGUCGAAGGGGAUGGGUGGGUUAUGGGCAUGGUACAACGCAUCGAUGUAAGCCGCAGUGACCUCGUGGUCUUGGAUACCAAUGACUUUUCUCAUCCUGUGGCUGUCAUCCAGCUGCCUUUCCGAACCAAGAUGCAAGUUCAUGGGAACUGGGUUGACAGUGCGACUAUAAACUCUUCGUUGGUGAGGGAGAGGAAUGGGUUUUUGAGACAAUACAAGGCUCUCAAGGUUGAUGGGAACAGUGCCUUGGAAUUGCAUGCGUAG
This is a messenger RNA of Fusarium vanettenii 77-13-4, 1524 nucleotides long. RefSeq lists its product as uncharacterized. The transcript has a single exon. Gene Ontology annotation, molecular function: carotenoid dioxygenase activity. Gene Ontology annotation, biological process: carotene catabolic process. Bases 1 to 1524 code for a protein of 507 amino acids. The record is from RefSeq and is a predicted model, not a curated record. NCBI's taxonomy places the organism in Eukaryota, Fungi, Ascomycota, Sordariomycetes, Hypocreales, Nectriaceae.